This is a messenger RNA of Cordyceps militaris CM01, 1512 nucleotides long. RefSeq names its product delta 8-(E)-sphingolipid desaturase. Lineage: Eukaryota; Fungi; Ascomycota; Sordariomycetes; Hypocreales; Cordycipitaceae. Gene Ontology annotation, biological process: lipid metabolic process. The record is from RefSeq and is a predicted model, not a curated record. Bases 1 to 1512 code for a protein of 503 amino acids. The transcript is spliced from 2 exons. Gene Ontology annotation, cellular component: membrane. Gene Ontology annotation, molecular function: oxidoreductase activity, acting on paired donors, with oxidation of a pair of donors resulting in the reduction of molecular oxygen to two molecules of water.
AUGAAGGCAUUCCGCGUCGGCCGCAAGCCCCCCGGUACCUGGACGAACCGGACGCCGCCCAUCCGAGGCGGCCGCUUCGACGAGCCGGCCGUGCCCUCCGACCCGGAAAAGAGGGCCCUUCUCGGCGGGCAGCUGGACGGCCAUGCUCCUCCUGCAGAACGUCCUUCACGCCAGCAGUCUCCCGCCUCCAGCAGCGACGGUUCGGAAUAUGCGAGCGGCCGAGAGUCUGCACCGGACCGUGUGGCGCGGCGCGCCAAGCACAACUUGCCUCGGACAACAAAGGACCUCGGCGGCAGCAGCAGCGCCGGUGCACACGUCACCAUGAACGCGGACGAGUGGACCGAAUGGGCCAUACGGCAGGGCCAGGAGGUCGACCGGCGACAGUACCCGUCGCUGGACGCCACGGUGCAGGAGGCCAUUGCCGACAAGUACAGGGCGCUGCACCGCCGCAUCCAGGAGCAGGGCCUCUACGACUGCCGCUACAUGGAGUACGGCAAGGAGCUGAUGCGGUACACGGCCCUCUUUGCCACCUUUCUUGCCGCCCUGCGCGCCGGCUGGUAUCUGACUUCGGCCGUGUUUCUCGGGUUGUUCUGGCACCAAAUCAUGUUCACGGCGCACGACGCUGGCCAUCGAGCCAUUACCAAGAGCUUCGUGGUGGAUACAUUGAUCGGUCUCUUCAUCGGCGACUUUUGCGCCGGACUGUCCAUGGGCUGGUGGAAGAGCAGUCACAACGUUCACCACCUCGUGACCAAUUCGCCCGAGCAUGACCCCGACGUGCAAAACGUUCCCCUAUUUGCCACGUGCCCCUCGUUCUUCAAGUCUCUUCGGUCGUCGUACUACGACUUUGUCUUUGUGUGGGACGCGGCCGCCAGCUUCCUGGUGCCGUAUCAGCAGUACACCUUCUACCCGACCAUGUGCGUUGCGCGGUUCCUGCUCUACGCGCUCUCGUGGAGCCACGUGCUGUCGUCCAAGUCGUCCGGGCUGGCGGGCAGCACGGCGUGGUGGAUCCGGCCGACCGAGAUUGGCUUCAUGGCGUGCUACUGGUUCCUGUACGGCUACGUGCUCGUCUGGCGCAGCCUGCCGACCUGGCAGCUGCGCGUGGCCUUUGUCGCCGUCUCCCACAUGGUCACCAUGCCGCUGCACGUCCAGUUCACCCUCUCGCACUGGGGCAUGUCCACCGCGGAGCUCGGCGCGGCCGAGUCGUUUGCCCAGCGGCAGCUGCGCACCACGCUCGAUGUUGACUGUCCCGCCUGGCUGGACUUUGUCCACGGCGGCCUGCAGUUCCAGGCAAUCCACCACCUGUUUCCGCGCGUGCCCAGGCACAACCUGCGGACAGUCCAGGGCAUGGUCAAGGAAUUUUGUGCCGAAACCGGUGUGCCGUAUUCCAUCUUGGGCUUUGUAGACGGAAACCGCCAGGUGCUGGGUCGGCUGAGCGACGUGGGCGAUCAGGUCAAAAUUUUGCUGAACUGCCAAAAGUAUAUGUCUGUUACUGGGGACAGUGGACUGCAUUAA